Drosophila guanche is the source of this 1965-nucleotide messenger RNA. It is a transcript of the gene SdhAL, whose product is annotated as succinate dehydrogenase [ubiquinone] flavoprotein subunit, mitochondrial. Lineage: Eukaryota; Metazoa; Arthropoda; Insecta; Diptera; Drosophilidae. The transcript is spliced from 2 exons. Gene Ontology annotation, molecular function: flavin adenine dinucleotide binding; electron transfer activity; succinate dehydrogenase (quinone) activity. The record is from RefSeq and is a predicted model, not a curated record. The coding region runs from base 22 to 1947 and encodes 641 amino acids. Gene Ontology annotation, biological process: mitochondrial electron transport, succinate to ubiquinone; tricarboxylic acid cycle.
AAACUAAUUCAACCAUUUACAAUGCGUCGCCUUUCCUUUGGGCUGUUGAAGCCCCUCAAUGUGCGCCGCCUUCAUGGAACUGCAGCGACGAGCGGCUGCCAGGAGGAUUACGCCAUGAAGGACCACAAGUACGAUGCCAUCGUGAUUGGAGCUGGUGGGGCUGGCAUGCGGGCUGGCUUCGGGCUGGCCGAGAAGGGCUUCAAGACGGCAAUGAUCUCGAAGCUGUUCCCCACACGCUCCCACACGGUGGCCGCCCAGGGCGGAGUGAAUGCUGCGCUGAGCAACAUGGACAAGGACGACUGGAAGUUUCACUUCUACGACACGGUCAAGGGCAGCGACUGGCUGGGCGACCAGAAUGCCAUCCACUACAUGUGCCGCGAGGCGGAGAACGUCGUCUACGAGCUGGACCAGUACGGCAUGCCCUUCUCCCGCAAGCAGGACGGAAAGAUCUACCAGCGUCCCUUUGGUGGCCAGACCCUGGGCUACGGCAAGGGCGGUGUGGCGCGUCGCGCCUGCGCCGUGGCCGAUCGCACGGGCCACGCCCUCAUCCACACGCUGUACGGGCAAACGGUCAAGUAUGCCGAUCUGUGCCACUACUUCAUCGACUACUUCGUGCUGGACCUGAUCAUGGUGGAGGGACGCUGUGCUGGCUGCCUGGCCUGGAAGCUGGGGGACGGCACCAUGCACCGCUUCCUGGCCCACAACACGGUGGUGGCGGCCGGCGGCUGUGGCCGUGUCUACUUCUCCACCACAGCGGGACACACCUGCACGGGCGAUGGCAAUGCCUGGAUAUCGCGCCAGAAGCUGCCGCUCCAGGACAUGGAGUUCGUGCAGUUCCAUCCCACUGGCAUGUACGGCGCCGGAUGCCUGAUCACUGAGGGUGUUCGCGGUGAGGGCGGGUUCUUCUUGAACUCCAAGGGGGAGCGCUUCAUGGAGCGCUAUGCGCCCACUGCCAAGGAUCUCGCCUCCCGCGAUGUGGUGGCUCGGGCCAUGACCAUGGAGGUGCUGGCCGGCAAUGGCUGUGGCCCGCUGAAGGAUCACGUCCACCUGCAGCUGCACCACAUCGAUCCCAAGAUCAUACACGAGCGCCUGCCGGGCAUUGUGGUCACGGCCAAGAUAUUCGCCAAGGUGGACGUGACCAAAGAGCCGGUGCCAGUGCUGCCCACAGUCCACUACAACAUGGGCGGCAUUCCCACGGACUUUAUGGGCCGCGUGGUGACCCUCGACAAGGAGGGCCAGGAGCAGCCCAUUCAGGGUCUCUACGCCUGUGGCGAAACAUCCUGCGCGUCCGUCCACGGCGCCAAUCGCCUGGGCGCCAAUUCGUUGCUCGAUUUGAUCGUAUUUGGGCGCUCAUGCGCCCUGGCCAUUGCGGCCAACAGCUGUCCGGGCGAGACGCCACCGGACGUGGACGACAAGGCCACCGAGGAGACGCUGGACAACUUCAAGAAGCUUCGCUGUGCCGACGGCAAGUCUACCACGGCCGUACUCCGCAUGGAACUGCAGCGCACGAUGACCAGACACGCGGCCGUCUUCCGCGAGGGGAAGCUGCUCAAGGAGGGGCUGCUCAAAGUGGCCGAUCUGUGUCGGCGCUUCAAGGAAGUGAAGGUCGUGGACCGCAGCAUGGUGUGGAACACGGACCUGGUCGAGACGCUCGAGCUGCAGAAUAUGCUGGCCAAUGCGGUGCACAUCAUCACAGCCAUGGAGAACCGCAAGGAGUCGCGCGGCUCCCAUGCCCGUGAGGAUUUCAAGGUGCGCCUGGAUGAGUUCGACUACGCCAAGCCCUUGGAAGGGCAGAAGAAAAAGAAACUGGAGGAACACUGGCGCAAGCACACUCUCACCUUUGCCCAGGGGGACGAGGGAUGCGCCACCAUCCAGUACCGCGAGGUCAUCGACAAAACACUCGACGAUACGCUGGCCUCGAUACCGCCGGCACCACGCACCUAUUAAUAUUACACGAGCAAAGAC